UGUCAUGGUAGUUGUUUAGUGACUGAACAGAACAGGAUAAUACAAAUGUGUUUUAAGAUAGAAUAUUUUUGAUAUAUACGACUGUCUUGGAUGUGCUAAGAAUAACAAGGAGCAGACUGUCUCUAAUUCAAGGUUAAGUGGAGCCUGUUGUUGGUCAAAAUGUAAGAGAAUUCAGGCCUAACUGAUCAUAGAGUAAAUUUGAUUGUUCAUAAAGGAUAUUAAAUAAAGAAUCACAAAAUUAUAAACAUGAAAUAUAAAAUGUAUUGUAACAGUAGGUGUAGCUCAUCAAAUGGCUAAUGAAUGUGCUUUUCUGAGUGUGUGUGUGUGUGUGUGUGUGUGUGUGUGUGUGUGUGUGUGUGUGUGUUAGGGUCGGUGUUUGUUUGCCAGUGGGAGUCUGUUUGCUGCUGUAACUCUGGAUGAUGGCAGGAUGGUGAUUCUGGGACAGGGGAACAAUGCUUACAUAUUCCCAGGUGUGGCUCUGGCAGUAAUUCUGAGUGGUGUUAGACACAUCAGUGAUACGGUGUUCCUCGAGGCUGCAAAGAUCUUAGCAGAGCAGUUGACGGAUGAGGAACUGAAUCAGAAUCAGGGUCGUCUCUACCCUCCUCUUUCCAACAUUAGGGAGGUUUCUUUACAGAUGGCUGUGAAGGUGGUGGAGUUUCUGUACAGUAAAGGAAUGGCAUUUCGGUACCCAGAGCCACUGGAUAAGGAGGCGUAUGUGAGAUCCAUUGUGUGGAACACGGAGUACGAUUCCUUCCUCCCAGACAUCUACGAACGGGCUGGAGUGUCCCAUAGUCCUAUAGUGGAGUAAUCAUACACCCUAUAGCAUACACCUGAAACAGUCACACCCUUAAUUUACAGCUGUGUAAUGUUUAACUAUCACACAUCCCCAUGGGGAGUGAUUCCUAAACUCCUUCUGCUAAUGUAAAUGUACAGUGUUGCUAUUAAUAAAACACUCUGUGUGUGUGUG
Trichomycterus rosablanca is the source of this 967-nucleotide messenger RNA. RefSeq names its product NAD-dependent malic enzyme, mitochondrial-like. NCBI's taxonomy places the organism in Eukaryota, Metazoa, Chordata, Actinopteri, Siluriformes, Trichomycteridae. Gene Ontology annotation, cellular component: mitochondrion. The coding region runs from base 428 to 808 and encodes 126 amino acids. Gene Ontology annotation, molecular function: malate dehydrogenase (decarboxylating) (NADP+) activity; NAD binding. The transcript has 4 exons. The record is from RefSeq and is a predicted model, not a curated record. Gene Ontology annotation, biological process: malate metabolic process; pyruvate metabolic process.